UCCGCAUAACUCCACUCUGCAUAACUCACUCCACUCCGCAUAACUCCACUCCUCCUCUCUUUUGCUCUCUUAUCUUCUUCCUCCGCUCUGGCUCCCAUUGCUCAAACCGGCCCACCCCUUCCAUCUGCUGCCCCCUCUGCACCCUUCUCAAGCUCCUGUCUGUGGCCAAGGGUUUCAGGCACAGGUGCCUCAAGUUAGACUACUAUUGUCCUUAUGUAGGCACCUCAGUGAGUGUCUGGAAUUGCAAACCUGCCUAACUUUGAGGCAUCCCCAGUUUUGAAAAUCUUGUCCCAUGUGCCUGCUCCCAUGGUGUGCCUUGUCCUCGGAACAGUCUCCCUGUUUUGUGCACCAGCAAAUGACAACCUUCAUCCAAAUCCUGCCUGGACACACAGUUCUCCUGAGAACUAGUUAAGCAAGAAUCCACCAAAGAUAGAAAACAAAACUGCUCCAUUUUGAGACUGGGCAGCAGGUGUAUUGUGUAUCUGAACUAAGUCUGCUGAGGCAAGAAGCAUGCCUUCCUCUCUCUUUGGACAGACCGGAGCACCCGGCCAACCUGCAGUCUACUGCCGCACAAGAGCUGCUUGCUCAGGUGUGACGCGGAUGGCCAUCACGUCAUGCAUCUUCCCUCUAAGCUGCUGUCCGGUGAAUGUUCUGUCCUUCAUGACUGUGUGAUGUUCGAGGAAUUCUUUUUUCAGUCCACAUUUAAGCAGGAGAACGACGCUGCAACGCACAUGGUUUGUGCAUGAAGUAUUGCAGGGAGGGAAAGUCGCUAGCUAGAUUCCCGAGCUCAUCAUGAGUGACCUGGAGUCCCUGGCAGUGCCAAGGAACGAUCAUCCUAGGUACUCACAGCAGCUGGAAAACAGAAGGAGGAACGUUUUUGUAACCCAGUUAGGGGAACACAGGGAAGAAGAGGAUAAAGACGUUACUCAUAUCCCCAUCAUCAGCGAGGCCCCCAGCAAGAUUCUUGAGACUGAUGCAAACUCUUUGCAAAAAACCUUGGUUCUGAAGAAAGAGGUUGAAGUUGAUCGUGUCACGGCAGAGCUGAUUGCUAAGAGGCAGGAAUUUAAAGAGCGGAUGGAAGCUGUGGCUCAGCGGAGAGCACAAUUUGCAAAAAAGCAGCAGGAUAGCAGGAAUCAAGCUCUUAAAUUUGACAAGUUUCUUAAAGAAAGUGAUGUGAAGAGGAGGCGUGCACUCCAGAAAUACAAAGCAGAAGUAAAAAUGAAUGAAAUAAAACAGAGGGAGAUAGAUAAAUUGGUAGCAGAACUUGAAAAACUCAAAGUCAGACAACAGAAGCUGCAAAAGAAGGUAGCCAAGCAAAAAGUGUAUGAGGAUUUCCUACUGAAAGUCAUUGACCAGUUGCCUGACAACUAUCUGGAGUAUGGUACAGAUUCUGUCAUUGGAGCUAUCAGACGGCAUGAGACGCUGUCAGCUACAAACCAGACCUUGAUAAAGAACUUGAUCACUCUGUCAGAUGACUUUGAGAAAAGCCAGCGUGACCUUGAAACCUUGCAACGGGAACAUGAUACCACAAAACUUAUGCUGAUUAGGGAACUUUCUGAGCUUCAGAUGAAAUGCAACAGAAUACAGGAGAAAAACAAGCAGCUGGAAGUCAGUAUUAAUCAAGAGAAAGGUCACUUCAGAUAUCAGAGUCAAGAGCUAGGCAGCUUGUUGUUAGCUAUCGCCAACCUGGCUGAGCAGUGCCACACGCAGUAUUAUGGCCCCUUGCAGGAAAUGGAAUGGUUGUCAAAACUGGACAUGAUCCAAGAAUUCAUUCUGGAAAAAAAGCAUAUCCAGCAAUUAGCGACUCAGCCUGAUGAAUCUGGGGCAUUGCUAUCUAGUCUUGGAGACCAAACUCAGAGCAGAAAAAUGGGAAUCACCAAGAAGUUCCGAAGCCAAGUUCCAGCAGGCAGUGGUGGUGUAAUACAAACUCCUAAAAACAAGGGGAAAGCAACUGUCUGACCCUGUUUUGUAUUAAUGUGUUGCAGUUUCCAAAGCAAUGGAAGAGAGGAAAUAUACAAGCUUCCUCAGACUUACUGACUUUUCUUACUGUGAAAUGCUUCUUUCUAGUGCCUUCAUUUUUAAUAUUUGUGGCUUCCAUACACUCACAAGUUUGGCAUCUGUCCACACAAUUACUGGACUGUAACUCAAAAGGCAAAAAGCCCACCAAUAAUGCAAAUGAAAAUUACAUUGGUUUUGCUAUAUGGGUAUAGGAUUAGUCCAUUACUAACUGUGGGUUUCAUCCAUGGCACCUCCAGUGAAAUUAGUAAGGAGUCAUUUAUGAUAUUCCAUUCUUUGACCAAAAAGUAAGACUAAAAUCGAUUCAAUAAAACAUAUUGGACCACA
Molecule: messenger RNA, 2343 nt
Organism: Malaclemys terrapin pileata
Lineage: Eukaryota; Metazoa; Chordata; Testudines; Emydidae
Gene: CCDC197
Product: coiled-coil domain containing 197
Exons: 11
Coding region: 793-1959 (388 amino acids)
Source: RefSeq, a predicted model, not a curated record